Messenger RNA from Auanema sp. JU1783, 1497 nucleotides. Lineage: Eukaryota; Metazoa; Nematoda; Chromadorea; Rhabditida; Rhabditidae. The record is from the annotation of a GenBank genome assembly.
AUGGCAGCUGUUCGAGCUGGAGCAGUUGGAAUAUCACGCAGUCCUCGUUUUACAAUAUUUUCUAGUCGAGGCAGUGACUGGUCCACACCUCGAGAAGCCACAACCACUCGCAAAGGAAGAGGGUACGGGAUUUCAGUUACUACUGCAGAGAUGGCUCAAACGCGAUUCAAGCAACGAAGGAAGUUCAUGGACUUGAAAAUGAAGCUCUGUGAUUGGACAUUGUUCUUUGCCAUGUCUGGCUUACUUCUGGCAAUAAUUGAUGUGGAAAUGACAGCUAGCCAAAUGCCUUAUAGGCUUAUAUCCUUUUCAAUAUCACACUCUGGCAUAUCUUUUGGUUUACGAGUAAUUUGCAUAUUUCUAACUGUUCUUCUAUUAUUAACGCUCAUAGCAUAUCAUCUAGUUGACACAAAGAUUUAUCUAAUCGAGACAGGGAACGAUCACUGGCGGAUUGGAAUGACUAGAGAAAGAUUGAUGAAACUGUUGCUCGAGCUUCUCGUCUGUUCUAUUUGCCCUUUCCCAGAUACUGGAGUUGUGGACUGGCCUUUACUGGGAAUUGAAGCUGCGAAAAGUCGGGAACGUGUCUACAUUCCAACAAAUGUCCUCGUUGUUAUUCCGAUGUUUCUCCGUCUUUAUAUAAUAUGUCGUUUUAUUUUGAUGCAUAGUCGCCAAUAUCAGGAUUGUGCCACACGAACAAUCGCAUCUCUGAAUCAUGUAGGGGUUGAUUUCCGAUUUGUCUUCAAAAGUCAAUUGUAUAAACGACCACUAUACGUUCUGGGACUAGGAACUCUAUUUUUCUGGACUGUAGUCACUUGGACUCUGACUCAAUGCGAAAGAUAUACGUUCCCUGCCAUUUCUAGUAUUCAGCAUUUCUUCGAUUACUUAUGGUUUGUCAUAAUUACCUUCUUCUCGAUUGGAUAUGGUGAUAUUCAAGUUCAAACGUUUUGUGGUCGAGGACUUGCAAUGCUAACAGCAAUUGUGGGAACCUUAUUUUCCUCGACAUUGAUUGCUCUAGUUGGCCGAAGACUAGCACUAUCAUCGAGUGAGAAGCGUGUUAAUCAUCUUAUUGCUGAGAACCAAUUAACAAGAGAUCAUAAGCAUGCGGCAGCACGGGUUCUACAGAAUACUUGGAGAUCUAUAUUGCUUAAAAGAGCAUUAGAAGCUCAUCGGAGCACACAAGGAGCUUUACGACUAGCUUCAGCCCAAAGGGGGCUAUUAAGAGCAGUGACCUUAUUCCGCAAAACUCGUUGGCGUCUAAGAAUGCAACUUGAAGAAGAAGACGAUUAUUUCACAGCUAGAAGAGCUUUCUUAGAAACAGAGGACCGACUAUCGAAAGUUCGCUUACGUCAGAAUCAACUGGAUUCCAAACUGGCACAGUUAUUCAAAAACGUUGAGCUACUUACUAAGAUUGUCAAUCCUCAAGUGACCGUAAAUAGAAGUGAUUCCUCAUUGACAGUAGACACUUUGAAAGUCAACUGUUCUCAUCGUUUUUCCACAUGA